CCUUCGGGGGCGGCUCCGGUUGCCUCUUUUGGAUCGCAGAAGCCGUAGCCGUAGUGGUGUGCAGCUGGAUGUCGGCUAUUUUGUAUUUGUUUCGUGCUGGCUGGUCGUGGUGGUGUGAGAGAAGUGGUGAGCUACUGCAGCUGCUGUUGGCCAAGAAAUCUUAACUUGCCGCUGCGUAUUUGAAAUCGCUGCUCUUCUCGCCUACUAUAAACUCUCUACCUCUCUUCCCCUUCUCCUCCCUCCAUUGUCAACCUAUUUACUUGGAAAAUCAUAUAGCGCGCGGUCGCAAACACCCACAUACACAUAUACAUACACACCGCAUUGCUUUUCCUGCCAUGGCUCCUCCUAGCGCAAUGGUUCUAGAGAGUACUCCCUCUACCACUCUUUCCAAAGCUACUAUCAACAAGAUGCCUUCGCCCAAAGACGAUGCGCAGACCAUCGAUCUAGUCCUUCGCCAGUUCCGAUGCUUGAUUGCAGACUUGUGCCAGCAAUUCAACGGCGGUCACCCAGGCAGUGCCAUGGGCAUGGCUGCUAUUGGUAUUGCCCUAUGGAAAUAUGUCAUGAAAUACUCCCCAGCUAACCCUACAUACUUCAACAGAGACCGCUUUGUUCUCUCCAAUGGCCACACUUGUCUCUUCCAGUACGCAUUCCUGCAUCUUGCGGGAUACAAGGCCAUGACUUUUGACCAGCUCAAGUCCUACCACUCAGAUCGCAGUGACUCCAUCUGCCCUGGCCAUCCUGAAAUCGAAAAUGAGGGUAUUGAAGUCACAACAGGCCCUCUUGGCCAGGGUAUCGCCAACGCAGUCGGCUUGGCCAUGGCUACCAAAAACCUGGCGGCCACAUACAACCGCCCUGGAUACGAUGUCGUCAACAACACCACUUGGUGUAUGAUUGGCGAUGCCUGUCUGCAGGAAGGUGUCGCGCUCGAAGCCAUCCAAGCUGCUGGUCACUGGAAGCUCAACAACCUCGUCGUCAUGUACGACAACAACCAAAUUACAUGCGAUGGCAGUGUGGAUCUCUGCAACACCGAAGACGUCAACGCCAAGAUGCGCGCCUGCGGCUGGAACGUCAUUGAAGUGUCCGAUGGCCGGUAUGAUGUCGACGCUGUCGUUCAAGCACUGGAGCAAGCCAAAGCAUCUACAGACAAGCCUACCUUUAUCAAUAUUCGAACCGUCAUCGGUAUCGGCAGCAGUGUCGAAAACGACGCUAAGUCCCACGGUGCCGCGUACGGAGUGGACGAUGUCAAGAAUAUCAAGCGCAACUUCCAGAUGGACCCUGACGAGCACUUUGUGGUCAGUGAUCUCGUUUACGACUUCUUCCGGGACAUCAAACCCCGAGGACAAGCUAUCGAGAGCGAGUGGAUCAACAAAAUCCGAGCAUAUGAGGCUGCUUAUCCUGAACUUGCCGACGAGUUCUCCAAGCGAGUGCGUGGUGAACUAACCGCUGACUGGAGGAGCAUCAUCCCCGCAAAGGAGGCCUUUUCAACAAACCCUAUCGCCACGCGCAAAUCAGCUGGUCUGAUUUGCAACCCUCUGGCAGCGGCUCUCAACAACUUUAUGGUUGGCACGGCGGAUCUGUCACCUUCUGUGGCUAUGAUCUGGAAGGAUAAAGUUGACUUCCAACACCCUGAUCUCAAGACCGAAUGUGGCAUCAACGGAAACUACGCCGGUCGAUAUAUUCACUACGGUGUCCGCGAACAUGCGAUGGCUGCCAUUGCUAACGGCCUCGCCGCCUUCAACAAAGGCACAUUCCUCCCCGUCACAUCUAGCUUCUUCAUGUUCUACAUGUACGCGGCUCCAGCAGUCCGCAUGGGCGCUCUCCAAGAGCUCCAGGCAAUCCAUAUCGCAACACACGACUCCAUCGGCACAGGUGAAGACGGGCCCACUCACCAGCCCAUUGCACUUGCAUCUCUCUAUCGUGCCAUGCCCAACAUUCUCUACAUGCGUCCCUGCGAUACCGAGGAAACGGCGGGUGUAUUCACCGUGGCUCUGGAAGCCAAGAACACACCAAGCAUCAUCUCCCUAUCUCGCCAGAACCUCGAGCAAUAUCAUCAGUACAGCAGCCGUGAGGGUGUCAGCCGCGGUGCAUACGUCUUCAUCGAGGAGGAGAAUGCCGAUGUUACCCUUUUGGGUGUUGGCUCGGAGAUGUGCUUUGCCGUCAAAACCCGUGACGUCCUGCGUGAGAAGCACGGCAUCAAGGCUCGCAUUGUUUCCUUCCCCUGCCAGCGUCUAUUUGACGCCCAAUCGUUAGAAUAUAAGCGCCAGACUCUUCAAUAUCGAUCUAACGCUCCUCGUGUCAUCAUCGAGGCCUACGCAGUGAAUGGCUGGGAACGCUACGCUGACGCUGGGUACUCCAUGUCCUCGUUUGGAAAGAGUCUUCCGGGCAAGGACGCAUACAAGUUUUUCGGGUUUGACGAAAACUUAAUUGCACUCCGAGUGGCCGAGCUGGUCGAGACUGUUCGACGGGAUGGUAUUGAGAGCUUGCGCGGAGAGUUUAGAGACCUGAACAUCAGCGGACAUCAGCAGCAUUGAGAGGAAGCGAAUUUGCAAAGUGUAUUAUGCUUAUGAAGAAAAUUAGAACUCUAUUAGUUAAUAUCCUU
Molecule: messenger RNA, 2599 nt
Organism: [Torrubiella] hemipterigena
Lineage: Eukaryota; Fungi; Ascomycota; Sordariomycetes; Hypocreales; Clavicipitaceae
Source: the annotation of a GenBank genome assembly